GUAAUGAAAGAUAGGUGUGAAAAUUGUCAAAAAAGUAAAUAAAUAAAUGUAAAUAUUGAUUUUAUUCCGAUAUGGCUUUAACAAAUAUUUUACUUUUAAGUCAAAUUGCUGGCUAUGUUAUUGCCUUUAUUUUAUCAUUAUGUAUUGUAGUUCCAAUGGCCUGGCAUCAAGAAGACUUUAAGGGCCACUGUUUACUAUUUUCCACCGGAGAUUGGCAAGAAACAGAUGGUCAACUGAAUGUACACUGGGCAUCACAAAGCUACUGCAAUUAUACUAUAUUUGUAGGUGUAUUCCUUUUGCUGGUAUCAGUGAUACAAAUAUACAGAUUAUCUGUGUUUCUCUACAAAGGGAUAGAUAGUAGCUUCUUCUCAGCUUUCAUAGAUGUAUUGAUGGGAAUAUGGCUUGGCGGCAUGACAAUCAUUGCAGCCCUUAUGAUAACAUUAGGAUUUAUGGCAUGGUGUCAGAACAUGACUGAAAGAUUCCCAUCUUGCGAAUUAGCUGCAGGGCAAGAUAUCGAUCAUGCCGACAAAAUCAACACUGCAAACUUUUACAUCCAGAUGGGAACAGCUCAAUUUGGCGUCUGGGGAUCGUUCGCUACAUGGGUCGGACUUUCGGUAUGUGCGCUCCUGAAACUCUGCAGAUACCAUCAACUGGAAAACAUCCGAGUGUCAAUGUACAGAGAACGGCAACGCCUUAUCAAUGAAAACGCCGAUUCUCCUGGUAGCAGUCUUGGAAGAGAAUCUACCAACACCCAGACAACGGCCACGGCCGAGUGAUUAGUUCGUAGUGUCCUGAGGUAUCCUUAUUUAGUCAUUUGCGCUAUUAUUCAUAUAUCUUUAUUGCUUCAUAGAAGUUUUUUCCAGUUUCUGACUGAUAGCUGAUGCAAGGGUCAAUUCCCAAGCCCGCUAGUUUAUCCAUAUAUAAAUUUUUAUAAAGUGUGUAUCAUCUUAUAGUAGAAUUUCAAAUUUAUUGGCUGAGUUCGGUAAAUGUCAAAAGGUUAGUCCUAAAAGUGGUCAGAAUCCUUACGAAAAAAAUAUCUAAUUCCGCUACCUGCUUCUAAUCUAUCAGAAAAGAUAAUCGUAAUUAUGAAUUUCCACUUGUUUACUUCUAGCAUUGAUAUUUUCGACAAUAUUUUGUCAUUUAUCAAUCACAAAACAGUUAAUACUCAAUCAACAAAAAAUAUUACCAAUUAUUUUACUACACACUAUUCCAGAAAUCUAAAAACUAAUAUUUUUAACAUGUGUAUUGAAAUUUAGACUACCAUUUUUAAAUUUUCCCAUAAAAUUUUAUUUUGUUUUAAAUUUUCCAAAUAGAGAUAUAUUACUGUAAAUGAUUUUGUACAAUUUUUUUAAUAGAAAAUUCUUAUGAAAUGUUAUUUCCUUAUACAGGUCCAUAUUCUCCAUUAUUUUGAGUAUUAAAACAAACAUUUCACCCAUCAGCUUUGAUCUUUCUGACAGAAAUUAUGAAAAGUAAGUUCUGAAACUUUUGUCUAUUGAAAAUAUUGUUCAUUUAUAACAGUACAUCAGUAUGUACGUCUUUCAUCUAUGGUUAUUACAAUAAAUUUUGAUCUAUUUAUAUUCAAAGGUGGCCCAGCCCUUGUAGCUAUCAGAAAAUAUUACUGCGUCAUCUGCAUGUUGUUUUUGUCUCAUUUUACUAAUAAACUUUCUACUAGACCUCUAGACCAUCUCUUGAUAUAUAUUUUUAGUUUUAAAUUACUGAAAUAUGAUUAAGAUUGAUAUAGUACCUUAUUUUAUAUACUUUAUAUAGAUUACUUUGAGAUUAAAAUGAAACUACAUUUCUAGGAACAAUAAAUACAUUUUAACAAUCCAGAAAUUGGUUCUGAAGUCGUCAAAAGAUAUAUUUAGCAUGUUAAUUUUAGCAACAAUUCAGUUUAUUAAUACAUUUAAAAAAGUCAAUAUGUGAACCCCCUAUAUAGUCUCUAUAUUAGUUUUAUUGUGAUAUUUAUUAUUUAUAGAAUAUUAUUUACAUUUAAAUAAAGUUU
Molecule: messenger RNA, 2002 nt
Organism: Diabrotica balteata
Lineage: Eukaryota; Metazoa; Arthropoda; Insecta; Coleoptera; Chrysomelidae
Source: the annotation of a GenBank genome assembly